Molecule: messenger RNA, 713 nt
Organism: Salvelinus sp. IW2-2015
Lineage: Eukaryota; Metazoa; Chordata; Actinopteri; Salmoniformes; Salmonidae
Source: RefSeq, a predicted model, not a curated record
AUGCGUUGUAUAGAGUGUGGGACUUUCUUUAUUUUGAUACAGUCGACUCUUAGUCAACAGCACCUCUACAGACAUUUUGGUCAGAGUCAGCUCAGCCUUUUACUACAUCUGGUACACAUGAAGUCUGCCACGAAAGACACAUCACAAAAAAAAGGCUGAUUGGUCAACCUAUCCUUCAUGCUGAUUGGUUCUCCUCACCSCCACCCCUCUCAGGGAGGAGAUGACGUGAUGGGCUGUGUCCAUGACGAUAAUGGGCGUGUUCGUAUCCAUCACUUCUACAACGUGGGCCAGUGGGCCAAGGAGAUCAAGAGGAAUCCUGCCAGGGACGAAGAGGGUGUGUUUGACAACAACCGUGUGACCUGCCGCUUCAAACGGCCGCUCUACGUCCCUAGAGAGGAGACACUGGUGGAUCUGCAUCUCUCCUGGUUCUACCUGUUGGCUUGGGGGCCUGCUAUACAAGGUUCCAUCACACGUCAUGACAACGAUGCUCCGCCAGUCUCCGAUCACAUGAUCAGCAUCUAUAAAUAUGAGGACAUCUUCAUGCCGUCUACAGCCUACCAGACAUUCUCCUCACCCUUCUGUCUGCUGCUCAUAGUAGCCCUCACCUUCUAUCUGCUGAUGGGCACCCCCUGAGCGAGAGGAGAGGAGAUGAGAGAAGACAAGAGGAGAGGAGAGAAGAGACGACCAAUUAACCCAGAGAGAGGAGAGAAGAG